This is a messenger RNA of Bursaphelenchus okinawaensis, 7518 nucleotides long. The record is from the annotation of a GenBank genome assembly. Lineage: Eukaryota; Metazoa; Nematoda; Chromadorea; Rhabditida; Aphelenchoididae.
AUGUCUCUGAGUACGUCAACUCCUGCUCAUUGUGAAACAGUUAGAUUAAUACAGCCAGACGAUAGUUCUACGGUUGUAUCGACCAGUCAAAAGAAGAGUUAUGGAACAAACAAGCCAAAACAAAAGAUUUCCGUUCAUAAUGCUAAUUCUGUGAGCUUAUCUUGGCAUAAUAUCAAUGUUAUUCACGCUCAAACUGGACGGAAGAUCUUGGAAAAUGUUAAUGGUAAGUUUUUUAAGUAUGAAUGUUUUUUUAUUGCUUUUGAGAUGAUUUUUGGUUUAUAUUGCUGUAGAUGUUAGGUGUGAGCGCAUUCUUUUGACCAUAACUUUUUUAAAAAGAUGUAUAUGUGCCUAAAAUUUGGUAGUAAAACUGCUUUAUUAUUUCUUUAUUCAUUAAAAGCUUAUCUUUAGGUAUUGCUGAGCCAGGCCAGCUAGUAGCGUUGAUGGGAGGUUCAGGAGCAGGUAAAACAACCUUGAUGAACACAUUGUUGGCCAGAAACUUGAAAGGGCUUGAAGUGGAAGGCGAAGUGCUGGUUAAUGGAGUUGAGUUGGGUAGUAAGAUAACCAAUGUAGCUGGUUAUGUACAACAAGAUGAGCUGUUUGUGGGUACACUAACUGUUCAAGAACAUUUGGAAGCUCAAGCUGAUUUGAGGUUGGCUGAUUUGACGAAGAAGCAGAAAAGGGCUAGGAUUGAUGAGGUAGGGAUUGUGAGGUGGCGCAAUGUUUAGAUCUCCAUCUUAUUUUUAAGUUUAAAGAACGAUUUUUACUUUUUUAUUUGUAAAAUACGAACUGGUUUUUUUUGUGGUUUUAAAUUAAUUCUUGAUCAAACGAACCGCUCUUUUGUCAGUUUAACGCACUUUUUUUGAAUAUUUUAAAGGAUAAACUUGUGUGAAAUGAAUUGAAAUUCACAGCCAACCAUAGCUCAGUUGGUAGAGCGGAGGACUGUAGUUCCAAGCGGUAAUCCUUAGCUCGCUGGUUCGAAUCCGGCUGGUUGGAACUUAUUUUUUAAAUUUUUAAAAGGAAUUUUUGAAAAAAAAAAGUUGCUUGGCUAGAGUUUUAAAUGUCUUGUCGCUUUUGAAAAAGAUAAUUCACGUCGAAAAACGACAUUAUUUUUUUUUAGAAUAUUGUAGUAGUUAAGCUUAUGUUUUAAAUUUUUUAUUAUUAAAACUUUUAAUUUAAAAGUACCGUUUUUUAGCUAGUCAACCAACUAGGACUGGAAAGAUGCAGAAAUUCUCGUAUUGGCGUUCCUGGGAUCACGAAAGGCAUAUCAGGUACGUUGAAGUUGAUUAUAAGACAAAAAUAUAUCUUUUUGUAGUAAUCACAACAUCUUUAUUCUUUAAAGUUGUAUAUAGUGUUGUAUGUAUUAUUCACUGAUAGAUUACGAUAUAUAUUGUCUUGUAAAUUUUAAGACCAUCAGCUUUGACCAAAAACUCUAAAAAUUAUAUGGUUUUAGGCGGAGAAGCACGAAGGUUGUCAUUCGCCUCGGCUCUUCUGAAUCAUCCCCCAAUCUUGUUCUGUGAUGAACCAACGACUGGUCUAGAUUCGGCGAUGGCUGAAAGUGUAGUAAAUGUAAUGGAAGACUUGGCACGGCGGGGCUAUACUGUGAUAUGCACCAUUCAUCAACCUUCUUCUGGUUUAUACAUGAAGUUUGAUCAGGUAGAAUCAUUUUUUACGUUUAAAUUUGAAAAUUUAUGUUGUUUUACAUUUUUAUGACAUUUUAAAUUGUAUCUCCUUUCAAGAAAAUUUGAAAAAAUUUUGAAAUUUAAAAUUUCAGGUAAUUUUCCUAGCCGCCGGCCGCUUAGCCUACUUUGGAUCUCCAAGCGAAUCGGUCGAUUUCUUCACUCAAUGUGGAUAUCCAUGCCCACGACAUUAUAAUCCAGCUGAUUUGAUAAUCGAAAAGCUGGCUAUUGAACCAUAUAAUGAAAAUGAAUCACGACAAAGAAUUUCCAGUAUUUGUAACACGUUCGCCGACGCCGAGACCACAUUAUUGUUCAUGAUUAAAGUGGAAAAGUGUCGGGCGACGGACGUGGAUCAGAUUUAUUGGGAUGAAUAUGACCCGAAAAUGGCUUCUUUUGGGGGACAGGUAAGGGUGUUGUGGGGUAGGGUCGGGCAGGGUAUCGUAAAAUAAGGUAGAGUAGGGUGAGAAGGUAAGGGUAGGGUAGAGUAGUUAAGCUAGGGUUGGUCAGAGAAGGUAGGGUAAGUAAGGUAGGGUCGAGCAGGAUAUAGUAAUAUAGGGUAGGACAUAUUAGAGUAAGGUAGGGUAAGAUAUGGUAGGAUAGGGUAUGGUAGAGUAUACUAAGGUAAAGAAUAAUUAUUUAAACUGAGGGUUUCUUUCUAAACUACUAAAAUAUUCUGUACGGCCAUAUUUUAGCUCCGAACUCUCCUAAAACGAAACUUAUUAGACAAUUGGCGAAACUCAUCUCUAACCCGAGCCAAGCUGAUCCAAAAAACCUUUAUGGGUCUCUUCGUAGGGUUACUAUACUUCCAAACUCCAACAGACACAAAAGUCGGAGUAUCAAAUGUGAAUGGAGCCUUGUUCUACGUCGUAUCCGAACUAAUUUACAAUACUUUUUUUGGAGUAACAUCGAUUUUACCAUUUGAAUUCCCAUUGCUAGUACGAGAAUAUCACGAUGGACUGUACUAUGUAGCAUCGUAUUUCUUUGCCAGAGCAUUGUCAUAUGCACCAUUGUUUACAUUAGAUGGGUUAGUUAUGAUGGUACUUACCUAUGUUAUGGCUGGAUUGAUACCUACUUGGACGGCGUUUUUCUGGGGCAUGGGUAAGGGGUUUGUUUGUCAAUGCUUGGGCGUUAGGUACACCUUUUGACACUUUCUUUGUCAAAGUUUACCAUUAAGUGUACGUUAUGAUGGAGUAGGGUAAACUAGGUGUUAGUUGGGACGCUUUAGGGUAUGGUGAUAGGUUAGGGUGGUAUAGGUGAUGGUAGGUUGAUAUGAAGUAGACAGGGGUGGUAGGAGUACUGUAAUAUAAGGUACGGUGUGGUUUGCCGAAUAAGGUAGGGAAUGAUAAAGUAAGGCAUGGUAAUGCUAUUAUUGUGAUACUGUGAGGUAGCGUUAGGCAGACUAAAUCAAGAAUGGAUAUUAAUAUAGUUUUCUAUGUUUCAGCUGCAAGCAUCUUGAUAGAGCAAUGUUCAGCAGCCGCCGGCAUAAUGAUCUCGACUAUUGCGCCUUCUUAUUCUGUGGCUGUUGCAGUAGCUGGACCUAUUUUAGGAUUACUGUCACUUACUGGAGGUUUAUAUGCUAAUGUUGGUUCUCUGCCAUUCUUUAUCAGUUGGUUGCAGAACUUCAGUUGGUUUAAGUAAGCGAGUUUUAAUUUUUUGCAUUUUUCUUGGUUGUCGAGUUGAUCUAUUAUAACAUUACUUUAGGUAUGGCUUUGAGGCCUUAGUCAUCAACGAAUGGUCUAAUGUACAAGAUGAAUCUUACUCUGGAUGUAUAUACAGAGGAAAACAGAACAACAGUACGGGCUCAUGUGUACAAACUGAUGACAUUCUCGAUGGUUAUUCGUUCAAAGCCGAAAACUUCUAUUCGGACAUGAUUAUUAUGUUAUUGUUUAUUGUAGCGUUUUAUCUUAUUGGUCUUCUUGGGUUGUGGAUUAGAGUUAAGAGGGCUAGGUAGGAUUGAGAGAGUAGGCAGGCUCAAGGGGGAGUUUUAGGAGUAAGGGAGUAGGUAGGUAGGUCUAAGCGGGUUUUUUAGGAUUAAGGGGAUAAAUAGCCUCAAGGGGUAAAGGUAGGCUAAAAAGGGAUAGUUAGGCCUAAGAUGUUUCUGUUGUAUUCACUAUAAGAAGGAGUGGUCCAUAAUGACAAUUUAGGGUUAUAUUUUGUAUCUUCUAACUACUAUUUUUUACACUUUUUAUUUUUUUAAAAUUUUUAGGUAAUAAUCAGUUUAUUUUUUAAGGUUUUUAAUGCAGAGAACAGUGUAAUUUAUAAAAGAAAGUGAUAAAGCGAUUAAUUUGAGUCCUCAUCUUAUAAGCUUAUAUUGUAGUUGUAUUUAUAUCUAUGCUUGUAAGCUUGAUCUUUAGGUGGGCCUAAAAUUUAUAAAUAAUAAUAAGGAUUAGACGAAUUGUUAAGUUUGCAUUUUUUCACUUUUCAUUUUGUUACUUUUUCUUAAACUAAUAUGGAUAAUCGUAUUGGAUAUAAACUGCUAACUAAUGUUGAAUUGUGGUUUUUUCAUUUUCAGGACAGUUUUUUUUUCUGGAAUAUCUGUGCCUUUGUCUAUCUCUUUACCUUUACUUAUAUUUGUACACCUCCACCCUUACCGCUGCUUUUACUCUUAUUCUAGACCUGAAGGAGGGUCAACUAGGGUUGGCUCCAUUACAUACUAGUCUAUACUACCUUUAACUCUACCCCUUGUCUUAUCGUUACCUAUACUUUGAUCCAGCCUCUUGAGUGUCAUGCUAACGAGGUUUGUCUUCAUCACUUUAUAGGUUACAAAAUCAUAAAAAGAAGGCUGAUACCCCCAUGUUCAAAAUACGAAUUUACAACACGUUUCAGAAAAGUCAUACUACUGAAGGGAACACUAGAACACAUGUAGAAACUUUGUUUAACAAUAAUCCAACGCCCUUCUGGUCAGCAGCUGUGAUGGAACCCCUCCUCGCUCGUCGGCCUUUGUCCAGAAAGUGUUUCCUUAAUUCUUGGCCAAGGAACGAAAAGGAAACAGGUCAAAGGGCCGAAAUAAAGGUAAAAACAUCUGUGAUUCAGAAUUUAAAAAAAAAGAGUUGGAAAUUUUAUUUUUGCUUAACGUUAGCUAUAUUAUUGUUGAUUUUAUUGUGGUACUUAAGGCUUUGGACACUUUUUUAGUUUUUAAAUUUGGUUUAAAAUUGUAAAAUACGGCUAUAGGCGGAACGUUAAUAGUAACUGAUGUAGAUGUUAAGGUGAUAGUGUUUAUUUAAUAUUUCAGAAUGACUUGGUCGACUCUCAGUUGGUUUGUUUUGAUCACUGCCUUCUCAUCAAUCUCUGCCACACCGGAAGACCCUACCUUAACAUUUGAAGCGUUAUACAAGUAAGUUCGUCUCAUUUUUUUUCUUUUUGGCAUUUAGGUAACUAUCUUUAUCAUCUUCUAUCUUAUAUUAAAUAUAGACUAGACAGAUAGCUGCAGCUGGCUAGCCCGGUCUUUGGGAAUCAAGACCAGCGAGUGCCAUCGGGUUCGACCGGUCCGCCUUCUCCAUAGCUGGCCGUAGAAGAGUGCUUUAGCAAAGGCGGCCGGAUUGAUCCGGACUACUGGGCACCCCGGUAGUACCUAUACAUUUAGGUAUGUUAAGCCUUAACCCACGUAUAUUUUCAGAUACGGCAAGAACGAAUACACCUCAGGCAACUGGAACGAUUGUGUGGGAUUUAUGCGUCGUGCUAUCGAAGACUUCAACUAUUAUCGUGAUGAAACUUUAUGGUGUCGCCAAAAGUGUGCUAUGGUAGUUGAAUCUACUGAUGAUAAGUUGGAUCUGGCUCGUAUGUACAACACAGCCCAAAUGGCAUUGUGUUUGUUGAGAUGUCGUGAAGAUAAGUUCACGGAACGACGACCACCACUACAAAACUAUCAGAUAUACGACGAGUUUAUGAACAGGAAGCCUUAUCACUACAUGCAGCUUUGUUAUUAUAAGGUAAGGGGUCUAUUCUUGGUUACGGCAAGGUAAGGAGGUCGUUCUUUAAACGCAACUUCAAUUUUUUGGCCUUUAAAGGGCAAAAAGAUUUAUUGCUUCGUUUAAAUAAUUUUGUGCCCCUUUUUAAAGCAAUUUUUUAGGGUCAGGGGGCACAGAAUUAUGGGAAUAACCUGAUAUUUUGGAUGAUUUUCAGUUGAAUGACUUGGAAAACGCAGUAAAAGCUGCUUACACUUACCUUGUAGCUCAUCCAGAAGAUGAAGAAGCACUUGAUAAUGUCAAGUUUUACAUGGAACAGUCAGCAUACCGUGAUGAAAUGUUAGUUGAUACUCUUCAGAAGCCUUAUGAGGUAAGUUUGUCUUCUUUUGUCUUGCCCCGCUCUAUUUUGCCUUCCCUUACCUUUCCUUUCUCUACGCUACCCUGCUAUACCCUGCCUUUCAAAAUUUUAAUUUUUUCAGAAAUUCUAUAUGCUAGGCGUAGAAGCCUACACCAACGGCCAAUGGCAGCAAUGCGUGUCCAACUUCAAACAAGGAGUUCAAGCCUAUCUGAAGGACGUUCGAGAUUGUCGCUCGUUGUGUGAAGACGAACUUGAUUGGAGCUCAUUAACCGGUGAUAACCCUGAAAUGUCUGUCGUGGUUACUAGCAUACACACGUCUGUAGUACGAUGCCAACAUAAAUGUCCUGAGAAACUGAGUAUUGUGAAUGGACAACGUUUCAAGAACUUUUUGGCUUUGUUCUUUGAGCAUCUUCAUGUUUGCGAGUUUAAUUGUAAGGUUUUGAGCUGUAAUAUGGUAUAUAUUAUUAUACUUGUAACAUUAGUAUUAUAUAUGUUAUAUUUUAGUAAGUAAAAUUUAUUGAUUUUGGAAUUUUCAGUGAAUCAAGGGACAUCAGCAAGUCAAUCAGCAGCUACAGCUCUACUACUGGACCCGUCUAACAUUCUGAUGAGGAGGAACAAACUCUUCUACCUAAAGCAAUAUCAAAAACCAGAUCUUUUUGAACCUCUUCCAGUAAGUAAAAUUUAAAAAAGUUGAAAUUUGAAAAAAUUUUAAAUUUUUGGUUGAAAGAUGAACCUUUUUGAAAAUCUUUCAGUAAGUUAAAUAUGCUACGACCUAUAUGUUAUAUGAUUACAUAACUUUUAGGAAGUCGUUCAAUUUUACGUCAGAAACCAACUAGAAGGCCGUUACCUCGAUUUCGUGGAUAGUCGAUUCAAGUUUGAAAGAGGAAUGGUAUGUUGUGCUCUUUUAUUAGAUUGUUCAAGUAAUUCUGGGCCUACCAACCCCAAAAAUUUUUUAUCAUUUACCUUAGCAUUGUUUGACAAUUCAUGUUAACUUUAUGUUGUAGUUGACCCCAGAAAACGUAAUGGAUCGAAAAGCAUUCGAUGUGAACGUUGACAUCGAAGAUACGUUUGAUUACAGCCGGUUGGAAACACCUUUACUCAACGAUUCCGAAUGUAAUGCUUUGGAAAAGGCUGCACACAUUCCUGCUGUAAGUUUUUUCAAUGUUAAAUUGCUUUUUGUUGGUCAAAAAUUUUAGAAACAUAUACUGAAGCAGAUUUUUUUUACAAAAACAAACCAUAUACAUACCAACUUUGUAUAGAAAAGUAUCGCUUCGGGCCAAAAUCGUACAAACUUUCGCAAAAACCUCAAAAUAUUGACAUAAAUCAAGAUUUCCUAUCUAAAAUAACAAUUGUACAGGUCGUAGCGUACGCUCCAGCACUAGCCACAGAGCUACUGGAUCGGAUCUCCACUAAUUAUGGCCAGUCUCCGUCGUUGAAGAUGAUGGGCUGUGCCAAGGAACCGAUUGAAAGUGGAUGUAGAAGACGAGCGUUCGUCGUUGGAUUGGAGAAAGAUCGAUGUGGAGCACUUUUGUCCGACACUUUCGACGGCUGUGCCAUUGUUUUUUGCUUGGACGACUAA